This is a messenger RNA of Zychaea mexicana, 1000 nucleotides long. RefSeq lists its product as uncharacterized. Gene Ontology annotation, cellular component: Lsm1-7-Pat1 complex; P-body. Gene Ontology annotation, biological process: deadenylation-dependent decapping of nuclear-transcribed mRNA. Lineage: Eukaryota; Fungi; Mucoromycota; Mucoromycetes; Mucorales; Lichtheimiaceae. The transcript is spliced from 5 exons. The record is from RefSeq and is a predicted model, not a curated record. Gene Ontology annotation, molecular function: RNA cap binding. The coding region runs from base 251 to 853 and encodes 200 amino acids.
GUUAUACUCUUUUCUGUUCGUCUACUGUAUAUAAGACUGAUUUGCCGUCCUUUGCCGUCAUAAAAAAGUAGCCUGUUGCAGCUUUUGUAGACCCGCAUUUGCAGUUCCUUUCUGACCUAGCUGUAUAGUAAUACCCCAGGUGUCAUCUGUAAUAUAAAAGAUGAAUAUGGUUUGAUUAAACAGAAAGCAUUCAAUUUUCUUGUUAAAUCGAAACGAACGACCCGGUAUCAAAGCAUAUAUCAUUAUUGGAAUGCCCCACAGAAAUUCGUCGUCGUUGUCGCGGGUGCGAUAUUUCUAUUCCAGCAAAUCUUGCCGCCAACGUCAACUAGAACUUGACAAAGAACGAACAAUUUUCCCAUUCCAUCGCGGAUAUCUUACGCCCUUUUCCCCCUGUCUAUUGCCGUUUCCAAUAACACGCAACACUCACACACAUACACUAAUGGAAAUAACAAGCGGGCCGUUCUUUACGACUUCUUCGGGGUUAAUUGACAGCGUGGACAAAAAGCUCAUGGUUGUCCUGAGAGAUGGGCGUAAACUAAUCGGCACAUUACGAUCCUUUGACCAGUUUGCAAACUUGGUUUUACAAGACACAAUUGAAAGGAUAUACGUUGGCAACUGUUACGGCGACAUAGCCAGAGGCAUUUUCUUGAUCCGUGGCGAAAAUGUUGUGCUCCUCGGUGAGAUUGAUUUGGAUAAAGAGGAACGGACAAACUUGCGUAAAAUCCCCGUAGAAGAGGUCUUGGUUGCACAGCGCGAAGAGAUGGAGGCGAAACAGCGAUUAGAAAAGAUACGGAGUAGGGUACUGCAUGAGCAAGGCUUUUGUGUGGAUACUGCUCAAAAUGAUUUGUACUGAAAACAAUAAAAAAGUUUUGGCAGACGAGCUAUCGACCAUCCUUGCUUAUACCAUUUCUAUAUACUGCAAAUGAGACAAAUGCAUGAUUUACCCAAUGUCGUUGCCUGAUUCAAUUUCCUGGUCGAUAAGCCACUGCCUAUUUUGCCA